Rhipicephalus sanguineus (brown dog tick) is the source of this 4976-nucleotide messenger RNA. RefSeq names its product ATP-binding cassette sub-family A member 7. The transcript has 22 exons. Gene Ontology annotation, molecular function: lipid carrier activity; ABC-type transporter activity; ATP binding. Gene Ontology annotation, biological process: transmembrane transport; lipid transport. NCBI's taxonomy places the organism in Eukaryota, Metazoa, Arthropoda, Arachnida, Ixodida, Ixodidae. The record is from RefSeq and is a predicted model, not a curated record. Gene Ontology annotation, cellular component: membrane; intracellular membrane-bounded organelle. Bases 1 to 4680 code for a protein of 1559 amino acids.
AUGGAGAGCGUGCUGCAGUUCUCGGUGUUGGUGUGGAAGAACAUGUAUCUUCGACGCCUGCGAGUGCGCCCGAUCGCCUUCGUAGUCGAGAUUCUCAUGGUGACCGUGCCGUUCAUCAAGAUCCAGAACGAGCGAGGCCUCGGCGGCAACGACGCCGUUGUCAGCAGCAUCAUCUACCCCGUGUACACGCCGGACUUAACAGACCUCACGCUAGACACCGUUUUCUAUGGACCCGUGAACAACUAUUCGCGCCGCAUCAUUAAUGCAGUCCGCAGGAAGCUGCCUGGGGUCGCGAUUAAGGCGAUGGCGGACGAAGUGGAAAUGGCUCAGUUGCUCUUCUCGAAGAACGUGACGCCCAACACGGUCGGUCUGUACUUCCACACGGAAUCGCUAGGUGACGACAUUCCUCACGACCUGACGUACACCAUCAUGUUCUCUAGCGGCGUGUACGAGAUUACCAAAGCACGCAAGGAGGUCAGGGAGAACGGGCCCUCCCAGCUUGAAGACACCAAAUCAAACGGUCCCUACGGACUGGCCUUCAUCUUCCGCACGAACCCGACUCUCGUCUUCACGGCCAUGCUGAUCUUCAACUCGGCGUACAUCAUCAUUGGUCUCUUCACCUCGCUCUUCUUCGACACACCGAGUCUCGGCCUGGCGUGUGGUCUGAUCCUGUGGACGGUGUCGCUGCUGGGUCCCUUCCUGUCGCUGGAGUGGUCUGCCCGCACGGUGUCCGCCUACAUCUCGACCAAGAGCAGCUCCAAGUUAUCCGCCUCUGUGAUCCCCAUACAUGGCCUGUACUUCUUCUUUCGCAUCGUCGAGUUCUACGAGUCGUACGACGUGCCGUUCGGCUGGCCCGCCAUCUACCGGAAGGCUCUGGGUAGGGACAACGUGACCCCGUUCACCCUCAUGCUGUGCAUGGGUGCCAGCGCCUUCGUGUUCUCUCUGGGCAUCUGGUAUCUGGAGGCCGUGCUACCAUGGACCAACGUCGUGCCUCUACCACUGCACUUCCCCUUCAUGGCAAGCUACUGGAACGUGGUCGUGGAGGAGGUCAAAGUGGCGGGUAGCCAGGAGAGCAGUAACUCGCAGGAAGAAGGUCACGAGAAUUUCGAGGAGGAACCGCGUCAUCUCCUGCUUGUGCUUGAGGUGAUCGAUCUGUGCAAGGUCUACCGAAAGAAGUUCGCGGUGGACCAUCUGAACAUGCGGCUUUACUAUGGCCAGAUCUUCGUACUGUUGGGGCACAAUGGCGCGGGCAAGUCUACCAUUUGUAACAUGCUCUCCGGGCUUUUGAGGCCGACGUACGGCACGGCCAUCAUUGAAGGGUUUGACCUGAUCAAGAACCACGACGACGCGCUGGAGAACGUGCGUGUUUGCCCUCAGAGGAACAUGCUAUACGAUGAGCUGACCGUCUACGAACACCUCUACUUUUUCGCCAUCAUUCAACGCAUCUCCACCGACACCAUCGCCGAGCAGGUCGAGAUUAUAAUAAAGUCGCUUCACUUCGGGCCGCACAUAAACAGCUUCCCCCGGGCACUUCCUCAAGGAUUCAGGAGGAAGCUCUGCAUAGCGAUUACUGUCAUCGCCGAUCCAAAGGUGCUCAUUCUGGACGAGCCGACGGCUGGUCUGGACCCGCAGAGCCGUAAUGAGGUUUGGGACCUGCUGCAGAAGAUGAGGCGCACGUGCACCAUGCUACUGACCACGCACGACAUGGAGGAGGCGGACGUCGUGGGCGACCGAAUCGCCAUCCUGGCCGAAGGAACGAUACGUUGUUGCGGAUCGUCGCAGUUCCUCAAGCAUCGAUUCGGCACGGGUUAUCACCUGGAUAUCGUCAAGCGGCCGCGACGAUGUGACGUGGGAGGCGUCAUAAUGGUAGUGAAAACGUACGUACCCACUGUCCAGCUGGUGUCCGAAAGCACCGAAAUACUGCGACUGUCUCUCGGAGUGACCUCGUCCGAAGGAUUCGUGGACAUGUUCAAGGUUCUCGAGCGCUUUCGUAAGAAGCUCGGUGUAGCGAUGAUGAGCGUCUCCGUCACCACCAUGGAAGACGUCUACCUCAGAAUUGCGGACGAGCUGAUAGAGGAGCAGGCGGACAUGCUGACGUCCGGCGGCCAGAAGCAAACGCAGGAGCCCGUGGACAUCAAAGCGCUGCGCGAAAAGUGCGAGGGCUGCGUGUGGCGUAAAUCGUCGCUGCAGGCGCUGCUGGCGCUGCUCCGCAAACGCAUCCAGUUCGCCCGCCAUCAGUGGAUGCUGCCGGUGCUGGGAAUCGUCGCGCCAGCAUUGCUGCUCGCCCUGCAGGGAAUCCGCGAAAGAGGAAAGGCCACGACCACAGAAGUAGUGAAGGACGUGUACCCUUACGACCUCAAAGUGAUGUACAACUUCAGCAUCGCCUCCGUGAUCACGGCCGAUGAGGAGUCCGUGCUGGUGUCUCAGUACUACCGCCAGUACCUCGAGCAAAAAGGGCUCCCCUGUGCACGAGUGCGCGACAUCACGGAUUAUCUCCUGGAGGUGGGCUCUCGCAGCAUGGAGGAAUACGCGCAGCACGCGGUGGGCGGUAGCUUCUUCCUCAUUGGCAAGAAAGCGCAAGGCAGCAAGACGCAAGCGGGGGAGUCGUCCAGCUGGGAGUCUCUAAAGAUUACGAAGACCUUCUACAAGGACCCCAUGGACAGUGAGAUACCGUACAGCGGUGAGCUGUACCACAGCGCUAUUAUCGCGCUGAACCUGGUUCACACGUCGCUCCUGCGCUGGACCGUCGGCGAUGACACGGCGUCCAUCAAGCUCCGCGUGCGGCCCCAGAAGCAGCUGGAGGAGGCAAUCGCCUACGACCCGGAUUCGCCCGAUGUCAUCCAGCGGCAUUUGGAGCGCUUCACGCUCGGAGCGAUGUCGGUGGCCAUGAUGACCGCCGCGUGCGGCCUGUUCCCCGUUGUGGACCGUAGGAGCGGCUUUCGCCAGCUACAGAUGCUCACGGGCCUCCCUCUCCGCAUCUAUUGGCUGGCGAACUUCAUGUUCGACCUGUUCGUCUACUUGCUGUCCUGCGGCAGCUUCUUCUCCGCCAUGUUCUACUACUACGGCACCUUUUUCAUCGAGAUGAUGACACUCAUCGUGUUUAUUUUCGUGUGCUACGGCUUCUGUGCUGUGCCGAUGUCCUACCUUCUGACCCUGGCUGCGGACACUCCAACCACAGGCUACGCUCUUGUCCUGCUCGCGAGUUUCUUUGGAGCGUUCAUGCAGAGCGGCACAAUCGCCUUCGGACUGUUGCGGGCGGCGGCCGGCGUCAGAUUCGUUUUGCUGAACGUUCUCCCCGUUCUGCGCCUGAUGCCGUCCUACGCCCUAAUGUCGGCCAUCGGCAAGACCGUGUCCAAGAGCCAAAUCGCCUAUAUCUGCAGUCGAGGAACCGUUGACUCCUACAGGCGCAUCUGCGUGGAGCCCGUGGGUGGCUUCAGCGUGGCGGCGCAGGAGGAGCGCACCAACAACGAGGACUUUGUGGAGUACUGCUGUCCACAGUUCCUCGCGCUGGGAGCCACGCGACUGCCAGACUACACCCCUAGCAUUUCGGACGUCCCCGAGGCAUUUUUCAUGCUGUUCGAGGGCAUGGCGUUCGCCUUGCUUCUCCUUUACCUCGACGGUGGCGGCAUUGAUCACAUACGGGAACUCUUCGCGCCACAGGCGAGUGCUGGCAGGAAGGCAGUGUUCAGUCAAAAGGGACCUGACCGGGUAGUGCCAGACCACAAAGUGAGGGACGACGAUGUGGAGGCCGAGGAGAGUCGCGUACGCAACGAAGUACUCAUCGGCAAGCUGGGGAAGGACGUCCUAGCCGUCCUGGAGUUCUGUAAGAGGUACCGAAAGCGGCUGGCCGUCAAUGGCGUCUCGUUCGGGCUCGGCGAGGGAGAGGUGUUGGCCCUGCUCGGAGUAUCCGGCUCGGGCAAGAGCACUCUACUGCGCAUGAUCGCCACCGAAGUGCCCCAUGAUCGAGGCCGAGCGCUGAUGAAGACUCCGACCGGACAUAUCGCGAUCCGCAGCGGACGCCGUCGCUGGCGGGCAGGCCUGGGUUACUGUCCACAGAACGACGGGCUGAUCGAGGAGCUGACGGGCUCCGAGACCCUGGCACUGUUCGCCAGGCUGCGAGGUGUGCCGGAGUACCGUGUGGCUUCCGUGACUGGAGACAUUGCGCGCCUAGUGGGACUGGAGACGGUCAUUGAGGAAUAUGUCGCUGCGUACAGCGCUGGGAUGCGGCGACGUCUUUCCGUUGCCGUGGCGCUGGUUGGAUUGCCGCCCCUGGUGCUUCUCGACGAGCCGACGGUUGGCGUGGACGUGUCCUCACGCAGGAUAUUUUGGGACGCGCUGCGCGGACUGCAGAACGUGGCUGGCAUAUCGGUGGUCAUAACGACUGGAAGGGUUUCCUGGAGUACCACAUGGCCAACACGGGACUGCUGUGGAGUGACCUGUUCGCUCACGCCGAGGCGAUCAAGCAAAAGUACAACGUCCUCGAACUGCUCAUCAGCGACACUACCCUGGACCACGUGUACGCGGCCCUCGCGAGGUGGGAGCGCGGUCGCCCUCACAGGAUGGGUGACGCCGAUUCGGGCGAGAAGGAAGAGAAGGACGAAAAGCAAUAACUCCACUCGCAGCUGCUCGCUGACAAGCUUUAUCCGCAAGUGGUGUGGAGACCGCCUGAAAAGGCAGUAAGGGCAACGGAAGGACACAACUGUGCCCGUGUGUUUUGGAUCUGAAACGUAUUAGCGACGUUGUGUACUCGUUAGGGUGUACAUCGAUUAGUACACCGCGAAAUCGUCGGACUUCUUAUAUCCGGGUUUAGUGCUCACUUCUCUAUCUUGUUCAUUUUGCGAAUUGUGUUUGUCCUCGUUGAUAUUUGUGCGGCGCUUUGCUUGAAAAGCGACUGCCGUUUUAAUACAUCAGUUUGAAAUUAUCUCCAUGAUGACCUGCUAGCGUAACUACUUGUCCCGGGUGAGUUGAGGUCGUGU